Molecule: messenger RNA, 3391 nt
Organism: Phaedon cochleariae (mustard beetle)
Lineage: Eukaryota; Metazoa; Arthropoda; Insecta; Coleoptera; Chrysomelidae
Source: the annotation of a GenBank genome assembly
AGUCGAAUUUUGUAAGUGCUCGCGUUCCUUAUUAACACAUUUUUUUUAGCACGUCCGUGAUAAUUCGGUAAAAUGUUGGUUUUCGAUUGUUUGUGACAACAGUGGAAAUAGUUAGGUAUCUUUGGAUUUAGUUCUUUCGGUGGUGGAAAGUUUGCGAUAGGAUGCCGCUUUUCAAGAAGAAAGCGGAAAGGAGGAAGUCCCUUUCUAGGAAGGACAUAUCCUUGGCUAGAUUGGAAAAUUUCAGAAAAGAAGUUAUCACCGAUCACCAUACCAUCCAACUCAGUGACCUGUGUAGGAAAUUCCAGACUGACAGAGAAACUGGCUUAACGCCAGCUCAAGCUGCAGCUGUCCUUGAAAAAACUGGAACGAAUACAUUAACCCCUUCACACAAAGUUCCGGAAUAUGUUAAAUUUUUAAAGACAAUUACACAAGGUUUUUCGAUAUUAUUAUGGAUAGGAGCAUGCCUUUGCUUCGCCGCUGUGAUCAUCAGAAAAUUCACUAUCCACGAAGCAGAUACGGAUAAUCUUAUAUUAGGAUGUGUUUUAGUAGUAGUCGUCUUAGUCACGGGAAUUUUCAUGUAUUUCCAAGAGCACAAAAGCAGCAAGAUUAUGGAAUCUUUUGCGAACAUGGUACCUCCGAAAGCCACUGUGAUACGAGGUGGAGAAACCAUGACGAUUAUAUCGAAGGAAAUUGUGGUGGGUGAUUUGGUGGAAAUGAAAUUCGGGGAUCGGAUACCGGCAGAUAUCAGGAUAAUACAGAGUCAAGGUUUCAAGGUGGAUAAUUCAGCUUUGACUGGAGAAUCGGAGCCCCAAUACCGUGCACCCGAUUGCAGUAGCGACAACAUUUUGGAAACCAAGAAUUUCGUCUUCUUCUCCACCAAUGCCGUUGAAGGCACAGCUAGAGGAAUCGUUUGUGAAACCGGCGACAGAACUGUCAUGGGCAGAAUCGCCGGUCUGACAGCCAGAUUGCAGCCCAACAAGACGCCCAUCGCCAAGGAGCUGGAACACUUCAUGAAAAUCAUCAGCGUGUGGGCCUGUUUUUUGGGCUUCGUGUUCGGAUCGGCCGCCCUGGCCAAAAACUACUCCUGGAUAGAGGCCUCCCUGUUUCUCAUCGGUAUCAUCGUCGCCAACGUACCAGAAGGUCUUCUUGCCACUGUAACCGUUUGUCUUUCGGUGACGGCCAAACGCAUGGCGGCGAAGAACUGCCUGGUGAAGAACCUCGAGGCCGUCGAAACGUUGGGCUCCACCUCGAUCAUCUGCUCGGACAAGACGGGCACUCUGACGCAGAACAAGAUGACGGUGUGUCACUUUUGGUGCGACAGCAAAAUUAUGGACGCCGAUUCCACUGUUCAGCAGGAGAGCGCCAAGGAUUACAAUAAGACGGAAGGUUUCCGCUCCCUUAUGAGAUGCGGCACCCUCUGCAACAGGGCGGAAUUCGUACAGGGUGAGAAAGACAAGCCGAUCCAGAACAGGCAAGUGAGAGGGGAUGCUUCGGAAGAAGCCAUACUCAAGUUCGUCGAAUUCACUCACAUCCACGGAGAUCCCAGCGAAUUUCGUCAUAAAAAUCCCAAGUUGCUCGAAAUUCCCUUCAGUUCCGUCACAAAAUAUCAGAUCAGUAUCCACUCCUUGGAGCAAGGCGGGUGCCUUUUGGUGAUGAAAGGCGCUCCAGAACGUAUUUUGGACAGGUGUUCGCAGAUGCUCACCGUGGAAGGUACCAAGGAAAUGACAGAUGACAUGAGAAUGCAGUGCGACAAAGCCAUGACCGAGCUCGCCGAACGAGGAGAAAGAGUAUUAGGUUUCGCUGAUCUGAUGUUGGACGAAUCGUACACCAAGGACUACAAAUUUUGCGCGGAGCCUCCGAAUUUCCCCAGGAAAGACCUCAGAUUCGUCGGUUUCAUGUCUUUGAUAGACCCCCCUAGGCCGCAAGUCCCAGACGCUCUCGAAAGGUGCAGGAGUGCCGGAAUAAGGGUUGUCAUGGUUACCGGAGAUCAUCCAAUCACGGCGAAAGCCAUAGCGAAGCAGGUGGGCAUAGUCAGAUGCAAGGACGUCAUCGAUGCGUACAACAUCAACGUGAUCGAGACCCUGCCGCCCAACAUCAAGGACAAGGCCAUCGUGAUACACGGUUCGGCGUUGCGGGACGCGACCAAUCAGGAGCUGGACAACAUUCUGUUCAACUUCAGGGAGAUCGUGUUCGCGCGAACGUCGCCCACGCAGAAGCUGCAUAUCGUGGAGGGAUGCCAGCGGCUGGGAGAGAUCGUGGCGGUGACAGGGGACGGCGUGAACGACGCGCCGGCCCUCAAGAAGGCCGACAUCGGCAUCGCGAUGGGCAUCUCCGGGUCGGAGGUGUCCCAACAGUCGGCCGACAUGAUCCUGCUCGACGACAAUUUCGCCUCGAUCAUCACGGGCGUCGAGGAGGGCAGGAAGAUUUUCGACAAUCUGAAGAAGUCGAUAGCGUACACGCUGGCAUCGAACAUGCCGGAGAUAUUUCCGCCGCUGGCGUUCGUCGUACUCAACAUUCCGCUGCCUCUAGGUGUCAUGGCCAUCUUGUGCAUCGACCUGCUCACGGACAUGAUGCCGGCCAUCAGUCUGGCGUACGAGCGGGCCGAGAGCGACAUCAUGAUGCGGCCCCCUCGGAACCCCAAGAAGGACAAGCUGGUCACCGGCAAGCUUUACUUCCUGGCGUACGGCCACAUCGGCAUGGUCGAGGCGCUCGGCGGCUUCUUCGUCUACUUCGCCAUCAUGGCCGAGAACGGGUUCAUGCCGGGCCGGCUGUUCGGUCUCCGUUCUGAUUGGGACGCGGAAUCAGUGAACGAUUUGGUAGAUUCUUAUGGGCAGGAAUGGACUUACGAACAUAGGAAAGAACUGGAAUACACUUGCUACACCGCCUUCAUGAUUUCUGUUGUGGUUACUCAAUGGGCAGAUCUGAUCGUCUGCAAAACUAGAAUCAAUUCUAUCUAUAAGCAAGGAAUGGGAAAUAUGGUUCUGAAUGUCAGUUUAGUCGUGGAAACAGUCGUCGCUUGUAUGUUAUCGUACAUCCCGAAAAUGAGCUAUUUGAAGUUUUAUCCGGUGCUAUUCAGAUGGUGGUGUUACUCGCUUCCAUUUGCUAUUUUCAUCUUCGCCUUUGACGAAUUCAGGAAAUGGCACAUCAGGAAAAACCCGGACGGAUGGUAUCGAAAAGAGACAUACUAUUGAAUCGUGUGUGUUGUAGACGCUAGACAGUCUGUUUUAAAUGUAGGUAGUUGUAAAUGUAUAAUAUUAAAUUAUUCAUAUCUUUAAGGAUUUGUUAACAUUUCUAGUAGUAUGGAUUUGAAGAAUAGAUGUUUGUUUGUGGCAGUUUUUUGGCAGGCACAAAAAAUAUCUCCUGAAUAGCAAGCAAAAUAAAUGAAAUGUAU